This is a messenger RNA of Salpingoeca rosetta, 5306 nucleotides long. RefSeq lists its product as uncharacterized. The transcript is spliced from 26 exons. Bases 33 to 5306 code for a protein of 1757 amino acids. Lineage: Eukaryota; Choanoflagellata; Craspedida; Salpingoecidae. The record is from RefSeq and is a predicted model, not a curated record.
CAACAAAGCACAAACAACAAGCAAACAAGAAGAUGAAGCGAGCGAGGAGCGAGGUGGUGGAGGUCGUGGCGGCGGCUUUGGCCGUGUUGCUGCUGGUGGGGGUGACAGCAGGGUCAGCUGCUGCUGGUCUUGCUGGUGGAGGCACCAGAGACUCGACGCCUGCGCCUCCUUUGGUCGGCUGUCCGCCGGACCAUGGCAUUGGCACCUUUCCGCCACCACAAGCCAUGGGGCCACCUCUGUAUCGUCUCAUGGCGGCUAUUGUCUUUGACUCGCACGAAGCACAAACGCCGUGGGAAGCAGGGCGGCAUCAAGUGCCGUGGCACCUCAGGGACAUGCUGGCACAAGGGCAACGGCACGACGUGUUCCUGAUUGAUCUCAGCUACGACCCAAACAAACAAGUAUCACAGGAGUAUGGAUCACUGGAUGGUGUGCAAAUACGGUCGUUUGACCAAGGCCUCGGCCUACCAUUUGACAUAUGGAUCACCAUCGGGUUCCCGCUGAGCCAAGCGCAGGUUGACAAGGUGCAGCUCACAGGAGCGAAGAUUGCCGCGUUUGUGCACGAGAGCGUGAAACGGCAGCAAGAGGACGCGUUUCUGUUUCCAAAAGCGCCGCAGCGCGUGUUUGCACCCCCGCGCCACCUGGACGCCGUGCUUGUUGCCGACUUUCUCAGCGACAUGAGUUCGUACUUGGAAGUGCUGACGUUUGUCAGACCCCAACCGCUGCCGCUCCCGUACGGCACACGGUUUUUCCAAGUGCUUGCAGGCAUGCUCCCCGCACGCAAGCACUAUGCCCAGCGACCGAGCAAGAACGUGACCAUCUUUGAGCCAAACACACACGUUGACCGGUGCUUCGUGCUGCCCUUAUCGGCACUGGAACGGCUGUAUCGAUCGACAAACGAUUCGCUUGACCACGUUACCGUCACCAACGCAGACACAUUUUCUGCCCUGCCGGAGGUGACCAACUACCUGUCCAAGGCGAUAUCGCUUCACCCGCACCGUAUGCGCACAUCGGGCCGCUUCAAGCUGCCCUGGUUUCUGUCGCAGUUCACCGAUGUGGUGCUGUCGCAUCAGUGGGGCAACCCCAUGAACUACCUCUACUUUGACACCAUGCACGCCGGAUACCCGCUCGUCCACAACUCCCCGCACCUCAAGGACUGCGGACUCUAUUAUGAGGAGCACGAUGCAUACACGGCAGCACAGCAUGUGCACGCGGCUUUCAACCUCUCCACACACGACAUCAGGGCGCUGCAUGCCGGCUAUCGAAGGUGCAUCUGGCGCAACCACAUUCACAACCCUGACGUCGUUCGUGCAUGGGAGGCUAGGCUCCUGGCCAUCGUUGCGUCAGACCGGCCCGCCGAACGCACGCACGAGCUGGAGAAGGCUGCGUUCAAGCUGAUACCGCGGCGACCCAAGCCCACCAUUCCCACGCAGCAGCAGCAGCAGCAACAACAACAACAACAACAACAACAACAACAACAACAACAACAACAACAACAACAACAACAACAACAACAACAACAACAACAACAACAACAACAACAACAACACGCACACGCGGGUGAACAGUCACGACAGGAAGACCAACACCAACAACAGCAACAACAACAGCACCAGCACCAGCACCAGCACAAGCGCGUUGAAGUGCGCAAGACGAACAUGGAUGACGUUGGAAAGACGAUUGCGGACACGGGGGUGCUGAUUGGAUUGGGCAAUCUGAAACUCAAUCGCAGCAUGGUGCGACCCAAGCGCUCUUACAAGAUUGGGCUGACGACCUCUGUGACCCCUCAGGCGCAUUCCAUAUGGGCAGCCGGCAUCAUGCAGACGGUGUUUUACAUUUACGACCUGCUGACGCAGGAAGGGCGCCACGAGGCCGUGCUUGUGAACCUGAUGCAAGGUUCACGGGAGGAUGCCCCUGAAGACUGGAAGUUUGAGGACCGCCAUCUGCUCGUGGAUUUCGAAACGUCCAUGAAACUUCCGCUCGACGUGUACAUUGAGGUUGGCAUGCAGUUCAACCAGGAGCAACUCAACCGGAUCCAGGCAAAGGGCGCAAAGGUUGUGACGUAUCGUGGCGGCAACGACAAAGUGAUGACGGAGGAGCGGUAUCUGUUCAGUCACGGUGGACCAUCGCCGCUGUUCCGAACACACGGACACGACGCCGUCUGGACGCUGCCGUCUUUUGUCCAGCACUCGGCGGCGUUUCUGGACGUUGUGUACGGUGCACCGGUUCGCGCUGCGCCGUUUGUGUGGAACCCACGCUUCUACAACCACCUCGUCUCACAGCGACCGUCCGAUCGUCGGUACUACACGCCGCGACGACGGGAGAGGAAGACAGUUGGCGUUUACGAGUCAAACUUCCACAUCAUCAAGAACGCCGUGCUCCCGCUCACCAUCACAGAGCACCUCUACAGGCGGAAUGCGACGGCGUUUGACAAAGUGAUUGUUGCCUGUACCUCCAAACUCAUUGAACGCAAGGAAUUUAUCAACUUUGUUGUCAAUGCGUUGUCCCACCACCGCGACGGAAAGACUGUGUUUACGGGCCGCGUUGUGCUGCCAUCGCACGCGGCCGACCACACGGACGUGGUGGUUUCGCACCAGUGGGCCAAUGAGCUCAACUACAUGUACCUCGACCUCCUCCACGCAGGGUAUCCGCUCGUGCACAACUCGCCCUUCUUCAAGGACUGCGGGUACUACUAUGAGGAGCACGAUGCAUUUACGGGCGCAGAUUUGCUGCAAUUUGCCCUCAGCCAACACGACGACAACAUCCCCGAAUACGCACAGCGGGCUGUGCGCUGCCUGUGGCGCUUCCACACGGCCAAUGAGAAGAAUGCGCUUGGGUGGGACGCGUUGCUUGAUGAGGUUGUGGAGACACCAAGGUCCCCGACACGACAACGUGAGAUUGAGGAGUGGCUGCAGCAGCAGGAGCAGUUCCGAGGGCCAUCUGUCUCGCCCGUCGCCACGCUGGUCGCAGAGAAGAGGGAGAGACAGGAGCAAGAGCUGCAGGCACGCAACGAAACGCGCGCACCGCGACGCCUGCGCAUUGCAAUCACUAUCUCCAUUCCACGCCAGGCCACAAGCAUCUUCACAAACGGUGCCAAGCAGUCUGCCUUCUUCCUGUGGGAAAUGUUCACGUACCUGGAUAGGCACGAUGUGAGUAUGCUUCGUGGCGCGUACUCAUGGUGCAUGCACUUUGGUGUUCUUCUGCAGCAGUGGUACUUUGAGGUUGUGAUUGUGAACCUCGAUGCGGGCAACAUGUCUGCGAUUGCGAGCGACUGGGGUUUGCCGCGCGAUUUGAAUGUUGUUCAGUUCGACACUGCGCUGGAGAUGGACUGUGACAUCUGGAUGGAGGUUGGCAUGCAGAUGAGCGAGAAGCAAAUGGCACUCGCGCAGCUCAGGGGCGGCAAGGUGAUUACGUACCGCACGGGCAACGAUUACGUCAUGGCGACGGAAAGCAUGCUGUUUGACGUUGAUCGCGAUUCCAUGCUCAACACCCGCGGGCAUGAUGAAGUCUGGACCUUCCCGGCGUUCUUCAGGACUGCGUCGUUCCUGAAGGCCAUCUUCGAUGUGCCUGUGUACGAGCUGCCGUUUGUGUGGAGCCCUUUCUUCUUCGAGCACGCGGCGCAGGUGCUGGAUAAGCGAAAGUAUUACGUGCCACGUGGGCGCAAAGACAAGACUGUCGGUGUCUUUGAGAGCAACCUCCACGCCGUCAAGAACAGCGUCAUUCCACUUGUUGUGCUUGAGCGUCUGUACAAGAACUCGCCGGAGCUGUUGCGGGAGGCAAAGAUCACAAACGCGUAUAAGCUUCGGCAGCAACCCGAGUUUGCGCGGUUUGUGGAGAGCAGCCUGACCCUGCACCGUGACGAUAAAGCGUCGUUUGUUGGCCGCUUCAAGCUGCCGUUCUACCUCUCGGAACACGUGGACGUGGUGCUGUCGCAUCAGUGGGGCAACCCCAUGAACUACCUCUACUUUGACACCAUGCAUGCCGGAUACCCGCUCGUCCACAACUCCCCGCACCUCAAGGGGUGCGGGUACUUUUAUCCACACGACGACGCUGUUGAGGGUGAACGACAGCUUCGCCGAGCUAUUCUUGAGUUUGACGGGGAUAUGAAGGCCAUGCAGGCAACGUACGCGGACUGCAUUUGGCGCCACUCCACGCGCAACAUCGCCAACAUGCGGCAGUGGGAGGAUCGCAUGUACGCGUUGAUCAACAGCCGACGACCGCCAGAACGCGAGAGAGAACUCAACGAGUGGCGCAUGAAGAUGGUUGCAGAAGCGCGGCAGCAGCAGCAACAGCAGCAACAGCAGCAACACCAGGAAAACGCACACGCAAGCGGCCAAACAGCUCAGGCCACGGCGUCUACAGCCCCCUCUAGUCCACAGCGGGGCGAUGGCGCGGACGGCGCUGCUGCCUCGAACAACAUGCCGCCCUCACAUUCGCCACCACCACCACCACCACCACCACCACCUUCUCGUCCCCACACUGGCGAUGUGGAUGUGGCUGUGCCUUCCAUGGCUGCUGAUCGCGCUGGAGAGGAAGAGGAGCCCAUGUUGGCCAUGCCACGCGAGGCGCCGCACAUACGCACCCGCCCUCACGGUGGUGAUGCUGGUGAUGCUGAUGCUGAUGCUUGGCGUAAUGGUGAUGGUGGCGGUGCGUUUGUGAUGCGGCCUGUGUCGUCAGUGCUGUCUGCGCCGACCAACUUUGGAGGCGGCAGCAGCGGUGGUAAUGGGCGCGUGGCUGCACCCGAUGCAAUCGUGUCGACAUCUGGUGGUGAUGGACACGCGACGCGUGUUGGCAGUGGCAGCGGCGGCAACGGAAGACUGGCGGGCGAAGCGAGGGCGCGUGCGACAGCAGAGGUGAUGGGCGAGGCCUUGGAUGAUGCUGGCGCCCACGGUGACAACGCGAGUGCGGGUGAUGGUGGUGGUGGUGGUGGUGGGCAGAAGGAGUAUGCACAACAACAACAACAACAACAACAACAACAACAACAACAACAACAACAACAACAACAACAACAACAACAACAACAACAACAACAACAACAACAACACACGGUGCAUGAGAGCCACAGGGACAUGUGGACAACGCCCACAAAUGAGCAUCCAUCCUCGUCACCACCAAACCACCAUGGCCACCAACGACAACAGCAGCAACCUCAGCAGCCGCAGCAAGGUUCCGAGGACGUUUCGCGGGAGGUGUGUGUGCCUGGUUCACCCACGUGCAGCCCGUUGAAACCUGUGCCAGCGCACCCGCACCAGGACGUUCAGGAAUAUAGACAAGACAUGCAGCGAAGGGCAGCCAUGCUUGCAGACUAG